Molecule: messenger RNA, 2086 nt
Organism: Daucus carota subsp. sativus
Lineage: Eukaryota; Viridiplantae; Streptophyta; Magnoliopsida; Apiales; Apiaceae
Product: protein IQ-domain 26
Exons: 4
Coding region: 658-1851 (397 amino acids)
Molecular function (GO): protein binding
Source: RefSeq, a predicted model, not a curated record
GCUUUAAUGGCUGUCUUAAAUUUUUACAGUAGUUUAUAGUGAAGUAUCGUUUUACACUUUUGUGGAGAUACCCAUAUGGUCAGCUGUAAAGAAGGGCCGAGAAAAAAGGGUUUUUAUUUAAAGGUGAAAGUGAUAGCAUAGGACCAGGCCUGACUUGUGAAGACCCGUAUAUAGUGAGAAUUUUUAUUGUGUGUGAGAGAGAGAUUAAAGAGAGAAAGAGACUGAGAGAGAGGGAGAGAGAUUAAAAGAGAGAGAGGGAGAGAGAUUAAAGAGAGAGACUGAGAGAGGGGGAGAGAGAGAUUAGAGAGAGAGAGACUGAGAGAGAUUAACAGAGAGAGAGAGAGAGGGAGAGAGAUUAAGAUAGAGAGAGAGAGGGGAGAGAGAUUAAACAGAGAGACUGUGAGAGGAGAGAGAGAGAGAUUAACAGAGAGAGAGAGAGAGGGAGAGAGAUUAAAAGAGAGAGAGGGAGAGAGAGAGUGGGGAGAGAGAAGUUCUGAAAUUUGUACAGCAGAGCUAAAAGUUAGAGAGUGUGUGAGGAAAAAGAUAGAGAAUAAAAAGAGGGUUCUUUUCAAGUUUUGGGAGUUUAUCAUUGGAGGAAAGAACUCAAGCUGCAUUUGAAAUUAGAAGGUAACGUUGUUAUCUCUCACGGGCUUUGAGAUGGGAAAAACUACAAGAUGGUUGAGAGGCUUGUUGGGAAUGAAGAAGGAGAAAGAAAAUGUCGAUACUUUUGAUUUGAAUGACCAGAAAGGGAAGAAAAAGUGGAGCUUUGCCAAGUCCGGGAAAAACUCACGGUCUGCGAAUCAAAGUCCGGCAAUUAAUCCGGCAACUGAUAGUUCUUGGCUGAGAUCUUAUACUGAGACGGAGAAAGAGCAGAACAAACAUGCAAUUGCUGUAGCUGCUGCUACAGCAGCUGCAGCUGAUGCGGCUGUUGCUGCUGCGCAGGCAGCAGCUGCAGUUGUUAAGCUUACUAGCCAAGGCAGACCAAAUCUACGCAUGAGUGGCAGGGAAAGAUGGGCUGCACUUAAGAUACAAACUGUUUUUAGGGGUUAUCUGUCAAGAAAGGCUCUACGGGCUCUAAAAGGCCUGGUGAAACUACAAGCUCUCGUUCGAGGCUACCUUGUUAGAAAGCGAGCCACUGCCACUCUUCGUGGUAUGCAAGCUCUUAUCAGAGCUCAGGUCGCUGUCCGAUCUCAAAGGGCUCGCCGUUCUUUCAACAAAGAUCAUCUAUCUCAGCUAGAAUUUAUACAGAGGAAGUCCAUUGAAAAGUUUGAGGAGCCAAGAGGUGAAUAUCACAGUAAGAGGUUAUCAGCUUCUUAUGAAACUUCAAUCCAUGCUUCUGAAGAGAGCCCAAAAAUAGUUGAAAUGGACACUUUGAAGUUGAAAUCAAGAUCAAGGAGAAUGAACUUCUCUGCUUCUGAAUCAGGGGAAGACCGCUGUGACCAAACUAGCUCGUCUCCCCACCUAUGUCUAAAUCCUAGUCGUCUUUACAUACCAGAUCAUCGACAAAUUCAUGAUUAUGACUGGGGCUUCAUUGACGAGCAAUAUAAGUUUUCGACUGCUCAAAGCACUCCACGAUUUGCAUAUUCUGGCCACUUCAAAACCCCUGCAACACCAGCCAAGAGCGUCUGUGGUGAGAGUUUCUUCCGGUCAUAUUCAAACCAUCCUAGUUAUAUGGCAAAGACACAGUCCUUUAGAGCGAAGGUAAGGUCUCUCAGUACUCCUAAGCAAAGGCCAGAAGAUGUGCAAAAGAAGAGGCUUUCACUGGAUGAGAUAAUGGCGUCAAGAACAAGUUUCAGUGGAGUCAAAAUGCAGAGGGCGGUUUCACAUAUUCAGGAAUAUUCGAACCCCUAAUCAUUCAAUUUAACCUUUUCUGCUUGUUUGACAAGUUUAUGGUUUGAACUGCAUAUCACACUACUAGUUUAGUUAAUAUCGAAGGAGCUACUAACAAGAAGCUUCUGCAUGGUCUUGCUUUUCCACUAAGUUUGAUGUUUGACAACCUAUAGGAUAUAACAAAGUGUUUGUGUAAAUUCUUUGAUAGAGUUUGAGUAAAUCACUUUUCAUGAAUGAAACCAGAGUGUUCUGUUAA